AUGCUGGUCGAAUAUAUAGAUAAUGACAGAUUUAGCAUCUUUAUCAUAAUUGUAUUAUUGUCUUUGAUUUUCAGAACCCCGUUUGACUUCUUCUUCUUCUUCCAACUCAAACCAAGCAAAACCCAAAACCCUUCUCCUUACAGCAGUGUGUACAAAGCUCGUGACCUUGAAUCAAAUAAUUUAGUUGCCUUGAAGAAAGUUCGAUUUGUUAAUAUGGACCCUGAAAGUGUUUGUUUCAUGGCAAGGGAAAUUAUUAUUUUGCGUCGGCUUGAUCAUCCUAAUGUCAUGAAGCUUGAAGGUCUAAUUACUUCCGGGGCAUCUGGAAGCCUAUGUCUUAUAUUUGAAUACAUGGCGCGUGAUCUUGCAGAGCUUAUAGCAGCACCUACGAUUAAGUUCACUGAGGCUCAGAUAAAGUGUUAUAUGCAACAGCUGCUCCGAGGACUCAACCAUUGCCAUAGUCACGGUGUUUUGCACCGUGACAUUAAGGGCUCAAAUCUCUUGAUAGACUGUAAUGGAAACCUCAAGAUUGGUAAGUUUGGACUGGCAACAUUUUUCCAUCCCAAUCAGACUAAGGAUUUGAGUUGGAAGAAGGAGAAGGAUUUUGGGUUUUGCUUAGUUUGA
Messenger RNA from Hibiscus syriacus, 621 nucleotides. RefSeq names its product probable serine/threonine-protein kinase At1g09600. Lineage: Eukaryota; Viridiplantae; Streptophyta; Magnoliopsida; Malvales; Malvaceae. Bases 1 to 621 code for a protein of 206 amino acids. Gene Ontology annotation, molecular function: ATP binding; cyclin-dependent protein serine/threonine kinase activity; RNA polymerase II CTD heptapeptide repeat kinase activity. The record is from RefSeq and is a predicted model, not a curated record. Gene Ontology annotation, biological process: positive regulation of transcription elongation by RNA polymerase II; protein phosphorylation. Gene Ontology annotation, cellular component: cyclin-dependent protein kinase holoenzyme complex; nucleus. The transcript is spliced from 3 exons.